AUGUCGAUGUCCGAACUUACCAAGGAUCAGAUCUCCUCUGCCAAUACCAUUUGCUUCUAUUUGUCUGGCAUAGCACCACCGUCAUGGUGGGACAGAGCAGGCAGAGAGAUCGUGCUUGCGCUCGGUGAACUCUUUAGCCUCAAUCCGAAUGCGACUGAUGCGGAUGUCAUGGAACUCACUGGUUGGAACCAAGCCAACCUCGACUUUGUGAACUCCGAAUUGGCACCGUUGAAUGAGACUAUCCCGAUGUUCAGCAGCUGGGUCAGUGUUCUCGACCAUCCCAAAUCGACAGGUUCCAUCAUCCCAAUCUUCGUCGUCUUCACCGUUCUCUCGACCUUUGUUAUUGGACUUAGAAUCUGGUCUCGUGUCUCUAUCCUCGGCCGUGUUCAGUCUUUCGACUGGCUUGCUAUCCUUGCUUAUGUUAUCAUUGUUGCUUGGUGUGCUCUUGCUGUUUACGAGAAAGAGGCAUCUGGAAUAUUUGCCUCAUACUGCGAUAAGACCUACAAUCAGGCCAGAUUCAGUCAAGCCGCCUACUUCAUGGGAAUGGCACUCUAUCCUAUUGCUAUCCUUUCGAUUAAAUUCGCUCUUCUUCUCUUCUAUCACAACUUGUCUACCUGGAAGCCACUCAGAUUCGCCGUCUACAUCACUGCAUUCAUCAGCUUCGCCAACGCUAUGGUCGCUAUGUUCAUGUGGCUAUUCCAGUGCAACUAUCCCGAUAUCUGGAAUCAUGGUGUGGACCCAACUUUGACCUGUGCCGCCUUCGACCCACUUACUAUGGUUCUGGGAACUGGUAUUGUCAACAUCAUUACCGAUGUAGCCAUCUGGUUUAUUCCACUCCCAUUGGUCUGGAGACUCCAAUUAUAUCCUCGCGAGCGAAAUCUUGCCAUCAUUACCUUUGGUCUCGGUGCCGUCGCCUGGAUUGCCAGCAUUGUUCGUCUAGUUAUGGUCAAGCAAUACCUCCAAUAUACCAACAAUUCCACCACUCCAAUCAACGCAUGGGCCAUGGUCGAACUUAAUGUUGCUUUGAUCUGCUCUUCUGCGCCAGCCUUGCGAGCACUCCUCGUCAAGCAUACUCCAAAGUUCCUUUCUUACAGCUACCCAAGCGGACCUGGCAGCUCUGGUUCCGACUCUGCUACCAAGAUCAGCCGGGUCGAAAAGACCUUUGUUAUUUCACAGACCGAAGAGCGCUCUUCGUCUCCCGAUGAGGAUUACGUUGAGAAGGCUUAA
This is a messenger RNA of Orbilia oligospora ATCC 24927, 1227 nucleotides long. RefSeq lists its product as uncharacterized. The coding region runs from base 1 to 1227 and encodes 408 amino acids. The transcript has 4 exons. NCBI's taxonomy places the organism in Eukaryota, Fungi, Ascomycota, Orbiliomycetes, Orbiliales, Orbiliaceae. The record is from RefSeq and is a predicted model, not a curated record.